Molecule: messenger RNA, 1859 nt
Organism: Mustela erminea (ermine)
Lineage: Eukaryota; Metazoa; Chordata; Mammalia; Carnivora; Mustelidae
Gene: MLLT11
Product: MLLT11 transcription factor 7 cofactor
Exons: 3
Coding region: 908-1177 (89 amino acids)
Biological process (GO): positive regulation of DNA-templated transcription; positive regulation of mitochondrial depolarization; apoptotic signaling pathway
Cellular component (GO): nucleoplasm; cytosol
Source: RefSeq, a predicted model, not a curated record
CCCCAGGGGAGGGGAAGGGGCUGCGAAAAUAGCAGGAGGAAUCAGGAUUGGACUACAUAAGGCCUUAUCCUGACAGACAAGUAGCACUGAGAACUGGGCCAGAGUCCCAAACAGGAAGGGUGAAAUAGGGAGCUAGGAGACACCAAGGUCACACUGGGGCUUAGGGAGCUUCCAAACUACUGGGGAGUGAGCAGGAGGAGGGAAGGGAGAAAGGUUCCAGAGAGGAAGGAUGUACAGAGGUAGUUCCCGGGUCCUGUCCUAGCCUGAAACCGGUUUUCCCGGUCCCGCUGCCUUCAGCCUCAAGGCCUCCAACCCGCUGCCCGACAAGCCUUCACAAGAAGCAGCUGGAGAAAGAGAAAGAGAAAGAGAAUUGAGAGAACAGAGUGGGCAACUCUGGCUCCAAGCCCGGGGCUGCAGCUGGUUCCUUGUAGAGACCUCCAGACGUGGAGGGGUGCUGAGGGGCAACAGAGAAGUAGGCGGACACGCACUUUUCAGUCAACUGACAGGCAUCUGCCCCAGCACCAACUCUGUCCUCCCCCGACAAGAAAGGUCUUGCGGGGUUGGGGGGGGAAGGCACAUACGAGCAAACAGGGCUAGGCCCUAAGCUCCCUCCCCAGCAGAUUCAGUCCCACAGACUCCAUUUCUGCCCACUCCCCAACUCUACCCAGAAAUCCUCCGCUCCUCCCAAAGCUGAAUCAGGACUGGGAUCUCGCUGUGAAUUUUUCGGAUUCUGUCACAGUCUUCCGUGGUUGCUUCGGGCUCAGACUCAGCCCUUCCAGGACCCAACUGGGCUUGCUCUGUCCGGCCCACGCCACCACGGAGUUCACCCAGAGCAGACGCCGGAGCCCCCCCGAGGUACUCCUUCCAUCUUUGGAACACACUAGUAAUUCACUGAUAACAGGAAGUUAUGAGGGAUCCUGUGAGUAGCCAGUACAGCUCCUUUCUUUUCUGGAGGAUGCCCAUUCCAGAACUGGAUCUGUCGGAGCUGGAAGGCCUGGGUCUGUCAGAUACAUCCAUCUACAAGAUCAAAGACGGCAGCGCUGGCAAAAUGACCGGGCAAGCAACGGGAGAACAGGAGAAAAACUCCGAAGGCGAUUCCCUCCUUGAAUACAGCACCUUCAACUUCUGGAGAGCUCCCAUUGCUAGCAUCCACUCCUUUGAUUUGGACUUGCUUUAAGCCCAAGACUUCUCUUUCCCACCACCUGCUGUCACUGUCUUCCCUUUCAAGCCCCUUCCUUUCUACCCUUUUCUCCUAUUAAUCUUGCUCUCUCCCCUCUAUUGUGUUGAGGUGGUGCUGAUUAAUCUGCCAGAGUUGUGUUGUAUGUAUGUAUGUAUUUAUUUAUUUAUUUAUCUAUUUAUUUAUCUAUCUCUCUAUUUUAUCAGUUUCUCUCAAAAGCCCUUAAGCCACAAAGAAAAGGGUUUGAGCAGUGGAGUAUUGGAUCACAGGGAUUCCCCCUCCCUCCACCAGGGCCCCAACUAAUUCCAGAAAACAAGCCUGGUGGGGGCACCAGAGAGUAGUACAAUGGUACAAAAUGGAGGGUGGAUUUUUUUACUUCAUUUUAAUCAGCUUUAGAGAUUGCUUAAACCUAAUUUCCUGCUCCAGAUCAGUAAACAUAAAUCUUUCUUCCACCAUUGUUGAAAACCUUAGAAGUUUUCAUUUGAGAUUAUCUGCGAUAAGACAGUAGGAUUUCUAAAUGGCUAAGGUGAUAAGUCUCUUGCUAUUUGAUCCUGCUCCUUGUAAUAUAUGUUUUCUCAGAGAAAUUGGGGAUAGUUAAAAGUAUAAAACAAAGGAAGUAAUACAUCAUGGAAAAUUAAAAUAGGGGAAAGCACUGAAUCAUUUCAGAAAUAACUACAUUCUC